AAUUAUGCCACAAGCGCCCGAGGCUAUCUAAUUCUUAACUUGCACGCAAUCUUGGGGCUCGAACUUCAAACUGUUGCACCACAAAACCAGACCGAGUCCCGGAGCCUGAAGCGCACGCCUCUUCCAUUUUUCCUUCUUUCGAUAUCACGAAGUUGCUUUCUUGAAGAUGGUGUUGGUUUGUGAACAAUUCCAGCGCCUUGAAUUCGAAUGUUGUCAUAACUUCUUCGAUUGAUUGUAUUUUGGUACUCGGGUUUUGAGAGCCAAGGAAGCAAAACAGAGCAAAAAUUGCAGAAAAUGGCUCAGGGAUGGUUCUCAAAGAGCUCUUACAAUGAAGACCUCAGUAAACCGUCGCCUUCUUUGUCGGACCAGUGGAAUUCCUACACAUCGUCACAGAACUCGCAGGACAGCUCCGAUUUGGGUUUUGGUUUCGAUGUGGAAGCAGCGGUUAGGUCGGCUAACGACACUGUCGCUGGAACUUUCAAUGUGUUCUCUAAGGGUGUUAGCAAUAUACAUGGAAACUUUCAGUCUGCUACUAGUAAUGUUCCUUCUGGCAAGGCAAUCAUGUAUUUUGGUUUGUUUUUGGCGACCGGGAUCUUCUUUGUAUUCAUUGCAUUCACCAUGUUCCUUCCUGUUAUGGUGGUUAUGCCCCAAAAGUUUGCUAUAUGCUUUACUCUUGGCUGUGGACUUAUUAUUGGAUCAUUCUUUGCUCUCAAGGGUGCAAAGAAUCAGCUUGUCCACAUGUUAUCAAAAGAGAGGCUUCCUUUCACUUUGGGUUUCGUCGGCACCAUGUUCGGCACCAUAUAUGUAUCUAUGGUUCUUCACAGCUACAUUCUCUCUGUGAUAUUCUCUGUUUUACAGGUUCUAGCACUUGGAUAUUAUGCCUUAUCAUAUUUCCCUGGAGGAUCUGCUGGAAUAAAAUUCCUGUCUUCUGCUUUUACCUCUUCAAUUCUGAAAUGUUUUGGGAGAUGACAUUAUUUUGGUUAACAGGGAGUGAGUGGUUGUGAAUCUGCCUAUGAGAGGGAAUCUGCAAUUUCUCUUCAAGUAGAUGGCAAAACUUGAUCGUGCGACAGGGGGUAAGUAUCUUGGCUGAUCAAGUCAAAAUUGCUGCAGUAGGCGGACGUGAACUAGCUUUCCACUACUUGUAGAAUUGCUGCAAUAAAAUCAAGGCUUAGCUGGGAGCCGAGGUGUUCCCAUUUAGUUUUACUUUUUACCCUUGAUUAAAUCAAGAGAUCUGAAAUGAUGGUCAAAUAGUUUGUUUUUUGAACCAUGAACCUAGCUCAACUUGGCAAUUUUCUCAAUGAUGUUAGCGGAGCCUUUGUAAACAUUGAUUAGUCCCAGUGAGAGCGACUUUGUUCCUUCCU
This is a messenger RNA of Prosopis cineraria, 1361 nucleotides long. RefSeq names its product protein transport protein SFT2-like. The record is from RefSeq and is a predicted model, not a curated record. Gene Ontology annotation, cellular component: membrane. The transcript is spliced from 5 exons. Bases 295 to 969 code for a protein of 224 amino acids. NCBI's taxonomy places the organism in Eukaryota, Viridiplantae, Streptophyta, Magnoliopsida, Fabales, Fabaceae. Gene Ontology annotation, biological process: vesicle-mediated transport.